UGUCGGGUAAGCCCUGCUUUCCCCCUUUAACCCUUUACUCUCGGCUUUCCUGAGGCCACGAGAGGCCCGCAAGGCAGACGGGGACCUGGGACUGGAAAGCCAGGCAGCCAGGCUUGGAGUGUGUUUAAGACCCUGUCAUCAGCGGUAUGAAACUCUAAUGACGCGAGGACUGAAAUUUAGGACCAUAUUUAGCGACAUAUUUAGGCACUGGUGAUCUGGGGUAAAAAAAAAAAAAAAAAAAAAAAAGCAAAAAAAACCCUAACACCUUGUGGUGGGGACGUAAAAAGCCCGGCCGAGUGAAUUCAGGGCAUUAUGGGCGCUCAGGAAAUGGAGACCGUGAGGAUAAAUUACCUUCCGUUUGUUUUUGUGGUCAAUUUCCUUUGUGGUCAGCUUGUCUAAUAUGAAUUGUGGCAGCAUUUGUCUUGAAUGCCUUUUAUACUCAAACUUUUAGUUGAUUCUUAUGCAAAUAGCCUAUAACUAGAUUUAAAAAUUCAGUUCGACAUUAUUUAACUUGAGAGUUAGUCCAUUAAUAGUUAUUGUAGUUACUAACAUUUUGCAUUGAUUUUUACUACCUUAUUUGGUUCCUUUUAUUUAUCCGCUCAUAGGACAUAGGUGCAAAGAAAAACCCACAAACGCAUGAAAACACAUACAAUUAAAAGGACAACAAUAAAGCAAAUCCACAAAUCAGUCCAAGAAAAUAUUAUGAAACCUCAGAAACCUGUGUGCUCCUAAAUUGCAACCUCCUCUUCUCCCAAGAUUCUCUUUUUGGAUUUUACUGUUUAUAAGUUCUUCCCAAAAAUGUAUUUCCUAAUUUGAGUAAUUAUUUUUUACUAGACUCACAAUCUAAAGUACUUUCAGAUACAUCCUUUUUCCUAUAUUUGUGCAGCUGCAGAUUCUAAUUUAGAGAUUUCUAAAUAUCUUAUAGGUGACUUUUGUACACAUACCCAUUCUUUUUGAGGUACCUUAUGGCUUAAAUUUUAUUUUAUUUUUUCAAAAUAUUUUUAUUGAUUGAUUUUUAAAGAGAGGAAGAGAGAGAGAAACAUUGAAUUACUGUUCUACUUAUUUAUGCAUUCAUUGGUGUUUCUUGUUAUGUGCCUGACCAGCAAUGGAACCCACAACCUUGGUUUUAUUGGGACUGUACUAACCAACUACCCAGCCAGGGCCUUACUAAAUUUUAGAGUCAGUUUACAAAGUUCCACCUACUGGGGUUUUGUUUUCAGGUUGUGUUGAAUAUUAAUUUUGAGAAUAUUGACAUUAUUAUGCCAUUGAAUCUUAUGAUUAAUCAAAUUAUGUACAUUUACAUCUUCUAUAAUGCCUUUUAAUAAGGUUUUAUAAGUACUAACAAAAAGGAUUUUGGGGGGUUUUUUGUUAGAUUUAUUCCUGGGAGCGUGUGCAUGCACUUUAAAAUUAAUUUUUUUCCAAAGCUUUGUAUAUUGAAUUUAAGUUCUGCAGGGUUACUGAAGUAUAUAAUUCUCUUAAUUUUCAUGUAGUGUUUUGGAUGUUUUUGUCUGUAUAGAAUGAAUAAGUAAAUAUUUAUAUAUUUUUUUUGCUUAGUACACGAUUUACUUUUUUUGCUGGAAUAGCUGAGGACAGCUGGGGACUUCUGAUAGCACUGAAUGGAAUUUGGAUAGGAGAUGCCUGCUCAAAGAGUCCCAUGAGAGCAAGAGAGUAGCAUUCUGAUGCCAGUGCUCUGUUGUUCUUCAAAUUUAUUAUCAUUCUCACAGGAUGGCAGCUGUUGAUCUCUCUCCCACAUGUGCUAUAUCCACCCAGGACCCUGCCCAUAUCCAGGAGUCAGAAAUUCCUCUUGCUUCAAAAGGCCAUUCUUGUCACCAGGAUGUGGACCUAUUUGCUUGUAAUGACCUGGAGCCUCAUAUGCCAACUAAUGCUGGCACCCAGGACUCAGUGACUUUCCAGGAUGUUGCAGUGGACUUUACUGAGAAGGAGUGGCCCUUGCUGGAUUCUUCUCAGAGAAAACUAUACAAAGAUGUGAUGUUGGAGAAUUAUAGCAACCUUGCCUCAGUGGGGUGUCAGGUGGGGAAACCCAGCCUCAUCUUCCACUUGGAGCAAGAAGAGGAGCUGAGAACAGAGGAGAGGGGACUUCCCCAAGGCACAUAUCCCGAUUGGGAGAUUCCAUCUAAAACUAAAUGGUCCAUUCUCAUGGAAGAUAUUUUUGGGAAGGAAACAUCCAGUGGUGUGACAGUGGAAAGAACUCAUCUUGGAGAGAAAUCCACUGAAUAUGCUCACCUGUUUGAAGUCUUCAGCAUGGGGGCUCAUCUUACUCAGCAAAUCACUGGCAAGAGGCCCUAUCACCACCAAGACUAUGGGGUAGUUUUCAAAAACAGGCCACAUCUAACCCAACAUGUGAGCAUUUACAGUGGGAGAAAAAUGCAUGAAUGUAAUCAGUGCCAAAAAACCUUCACCACGAGUGCUUCCCUUACACGACACAGGAGAAUUCACACUGGGGAGAAACCCUAUGAAUGCAAUGUCUGUGGGAAAGCUUUCAAUGAUCCCUCAGCCCUUAGGAGUCAUGGGAGAACUCACCUCACAGAGAAGCCCUAUGACUGUAGUCAGUGUGGAAAUGCCUUCCGGACCCUCUCCUCCCUGAAGAUACACAUGAGAGUUCACACUGGGGAGCGACCUUACAAGUGUGAUGAAUGUGGGAAGGCAUAUGGCAGGAGCUGCCACCUUAUUGCACACAAAAGAACACACACUGGAGAGAGACCCUAUGAAUGUCAAGACUGUGGGAAAGCUUUCCAGCAUCCCUCACAUCUCAAAGAGCAUGUCAGGAAUCACACUGGAGAGAAACCCUAUGAAUGCACACAGUGUGGAAAAGCCUUUCGAUGGAAGUCUAACUUUAAUUUGCACAAGAAGAACCACAUGGUAGAGAAAACAUAUGAAUGUAAAGAAUGUGGGAAGUCCUUUGGUGAUCUCUUAUCACGGAGAAAACACAUGCGAAUUCAUAUUGUAAAGAAACCUGUUGAAUGUAGGCAGUGUGGGAAAGCAUUCAGAAACCAGUCCAUCCUUAAGACACACAUGAAUUCUCACACUGGAGAGAAACCAUACGGAUGCGAUCUGUGUGGGAAAGCCUUCAGUGCAAGCUCAAACCUAACUGCACACAGGAAAAUACACACUCAAGAGAGACGCUAUGAAUGUGCUGCCUGUGGGAAAGUCUUCAGCGAUUACUUAUCCCGGAGGAGGCACAUGAGCAUUCAUCUUGUAAAGAAACGUGUCGAAUGUAGACAGUGUGGGAAAACCUUCAGAAACCAGUCAACUCUUAAGACACACAUGAGAAGUCACACAGGAGAGAAGCCGUACGAGUGUGAUCACUGUGGAAAAGCCUUCAGCAUAGGCUCAAACCUUAAUGUUCACAGGAGAAUACACACUGGGGAGAAACCCUAUGAAUGCUUGGCCUGUGGGAAGGCCUUCAGUGAUCAUUCAUCUCUUCGAAGUCAUGUCAAAACUCACCGGGGAGAGAAACUCAUAGUGUCAUCAGUGUGGAAGAGGCUCCAGUGACACACCUUCUUUAAGAAACAUGAAAGCUCAGACUGAAAGGAAACUUUACAAGCGUCAAGAAGGCAGGAAAGUCUUUAUGAAUUCAUCUUACUGAGCACAAGGAAAUACAUAUAACUUGGGAGAAAUAUAGUUUGUGUAAUAACUGGAAAAACUUGAGUUCUUAUCACUUUAGAGAUUUGUGAGAGUUAAUGCUGGGGGAGAAAAUGUGUGUCUGUGGUGUGGAAAAGCCAUCAGUGUAUAUUUAACUCUUAACAAACAUGACAACUUAGGAAGAGAAACCCUAGCCUAGUAUUUAAUGUUGAAAUGACUAUAGAACCACCUGGCACCUUCUGGGCACAUGAGUAAGCACACUAGGGAAAAUCUGUAAAUCCAACACUAGGCAAACAAUUGUUGGUCGUCUUGUAUUCCUCAUAAGAGAACACAAAAGAGAAACAUAUAAAGUAAGAAACAUGGAAAAGUUAGUAAUAGGUCAUCAAACUAAGCCAGCUGUCUGUUUUUGUACAGUUCUCAAGCUAAGAAUAGUUUACAUUUUUAAGGAGGAAGAAUAUGUGACAGAGACUGUGUGUGGCCCACAAAGUCUAAAAUACUUGCUGUCUGGCCCUUUACGGAAAAAAAUUGCCAACCCCUGUUGCAGAGCAGUGUUUCUUAAUGGGGUGGUUUUGCUCCCCAGGAGACAUUUGGCAAUUUCUGAAGACAUUUUUGGUUGUUACAACUGGGGAAUGUGUUACCGACAUGUAGUUGGAAGACAUCAAGGAUGCUGCUAAAUAGCCUACAAUGCAGAGGAGCCUCCCAGAAUAAAGACUUAUAUGCCCCAAAAUGUUAAUAUUGCUGAGAUUGAGAAACCUUGGCCUAGAACAACUUAAUUUUUAUGAAACUUGAGUAUUCAUGAUAGGAGAAUUUCUAUUUAAAACUUCAAAAAUAUAAUCAGUAUAAUUCUUUCAGGAAACCUAUAAGAACCCACACAAUCCCUAUGUGGAGAUGAUUUCAGCCAUAGCCCCCUCACUUGUGCUUAUGAGAAUUCACUCACACCCCAAAGGAAUUUUCUAGAGAAUGUGAAAUUGUAUUUGAUAUCUUUCAUCGUGAAAACAGACCCUAGCUCAUAGAUCUUUAUUCUUUGCUUUAAGGUUAUUCUCUAAAUGGCUCAGGCCACAUCACAAAAGGUUUGUAUGUAGUAUUUUUAUUAUUAUUUCAUUCUUAAUGUUUUAACUUCCUUUUGGAUCACUUACUUGACCAAUAGACUCUUUAGAAUCUUACGUAAUGUGUAACAUGGUUAUUUUUAGUGCCUGUUUGUUAUGAGUAUCUAAAUCAAAUGCAUUGUGACCAGACCAUGGUGUCAUCUUCAGAUGUGCCCUUUGGGAUGUUUGAGCCAACAGUGGCAUAUACUUCUAGUUGCUUCCCUAGUAUCUCAUCUUCCACAUCAAGAAAACUCAAUUUUUGUCAGAUUAGUAAGGUGUACUAUUUUUAAAAUCUCUUACAAGUUUCCUUACAACUAGUACAGUCCAUGUUCCACAGCCAGUCCAUUAACAAAUAAGCAGAUGUUACUGCGUGGUCUCUGAGAAGACUCUUGAAAAGGGCCAUUUUUCUCCACAUGUUUUGUUUUUUUGCUCUUCCCCCUACUUCUCACCUGGCAAGGAGAUCCAGUACCUAGUGUUAAAAGAUCCAUCUUGUGACCGUGAGGAUGCAAGGCACAGGCUAAGGAGGAUCCUGCAGGAAAUUCACAAACAAUUCUGGCCUCCCCAGUGGCUUCUUUGAGUUUCUAUACUAGCCCUGAAUUUGUUAUUUCCAGACUUCCUGUUACAUGAAAAAAUAAAACUGAUUAUUGGUUUAA
This is a messenger RNA of Miniopterus natalensis, 5341 nucleotides long. Lineage: Eukaryota; Metazoa; Chordata; Mammalia; Chiroptera; Miniopteridae. The record is from RefSeq and is a predicted model, not a curated record.